ACAAAUUUGACGUAUAAUGGAUAACAAUUUUUAUUUAUAAAUAUUAGUCCUAUUUUCAUAAACAAAAUAGUUAUUUAUAUAUUAAAAACAAACUAAAUAUAAACAUAAAUAAAAUUUUGUUAAUUUGUCAUUUAAAUAUCAACAAAUAACAUCAAAAUAAUUUAUAAUUUUUUUUGUGUGUACUUUAAUCAAGUGAUAGUGUAUAAAAAACUUGUCGGUUAUAUUCUCUCAAUUUUAUUUUUUUUUAUUUAUUUAUUUCCUUUAUUUUUAUUUUUUUAUUUUUACACAGAGAUUGCCAUACGUCAUUGAGCUCAAUAUACAACUCAUGACUAAAUUAUUCAAUCACAUAUAAAUUUUUUUUUUUUUAUCUUAUAAAAAACAUCAAUAUUAUUCAUAGACAAAAUAUCAAAUAACAAUAAUUAAAAAAAAAACAUCAUUUGACAGUGAAUGAAACGUGAUUGUAGGAGAAAAAAAAAAUUAUUAUUCCGCCAUAUUUAAUACUUGUGACUCUUUCGGGAGGAGGUUUAACCCCAUCCUCAUCAACUUCCUCUUUUAAUUUUUUAAACUAUAAUCAAUUUGUUGAUUUUUUAUUUAUACAAUUUUAUCAUUUAAUUAGAUCAAUUAUCAAACAAAAAUUGCUAGUUUAUUUUUCUUCAAAAACAUUAUUGUUAUUUUAAAUUUAAUAUUAUUUUUUAAACUGCAAAAAUGAGUUUCUUUGGUUUUGGACAGUCUGCUGGACUUGAAAUAAUUUUAAAUGGUGCUGAUACAAGAAAAACAGCUGAAAUUAAAACAGAAGAUGGUAAAAAAGAAAGAAAUUUUCUUUAUUAUGAUGGUGAAACAGUAUCUGGAAAAGUUAUUGUGAGUUUAAGAAAAGCUGGUAAAUUGGAGCAUCAAGGUGUUAAAGUUGAAUUUAUUGGACAAAUUGAAUUAUAUUAUGAUCGUGGUAAUCAUCAUGAAUUUACGAGUCUUGUUAAAGAACUAGCAAGACCUGGUGAAUUAACUCACAAUACUGAAUAUUCAUUUGAAUUUGCAAAUGUUGAAAAACCAUUUGAAAGUUACACUGGUUCAAAUGUACGUCUAAGAUAUUUUUUACGUGUAACAAUUGUACGUAGAUUGAGUGAUUUGGUCAAAGAAUUGGAUCUUGUUGUUCAUACAUUAAGCUCAUAUCCUGAUAUGAAUAAUCCAAUUAAAAUGGAAGUUGGAAUUGAGGAUUGUUUACAUAUUGAAUUUGAAUACAACAAGAGCAAAUAUCAUUUGAAGGAUGUUAUUGUUGGAAAAAUAUACUUUUUACUAGUCAGAAUAAAAAUAAAACACAUGGAAAUUGCAAUUAUAAAAAGAGAAACAACUGGUUCUGGUCCACAUACAUUUGUAGAGAAUGAAACAAUAGCCAAGUAUGAGAUCAUGGACGGUGCACCAGUCAGAGGUGAAUCAAUUCCUAUUCGUGUAUUUCUUGCUGGUUAUGAUCUUGCACCAACAAUGCGAGAUAUUAAUAAAAAAUUUAGUGUUAGAUAUUAUCUUAAUCUUGUUCUUAUGGAUGAAGAAGAUCGUCGUUAUUACAAACAACAAGAAAUAACAUUGUGGAGGAAAGGUGAAAAAAGUAGAAAAUCACAAACAGCAUCACCACAUUUACCAUCACAUUUAGUAUCAGCUGAGACUGGAUUUCCCCAGGGUGCAGCAAUAAAUGGUCCACCCUCAUUACCUGAAGGUACUGAAGAAACUGAAGACAAUGGAAAUAUUACAAAUGAUGAUAAUACACCACCAAUUGAAGGCAUGACACGUGAAGAAGGUGAUGGAGAAGGUGAAAAAGAAGAAGUAAGCCCCGAAAGUCAAUGAGUGCAAAUAAUAAUUUAAAUAAUCUACAUAAAAAAUUAAAUAAACAAAAAAUUAAUAUUCAAUUUGAAAGAAAAACAAGAAAAGUCAUCAUUAAUCUAAAAGAAUAAUUAAAUUCGAGCAAAAAUAAGCAAAAUGGAAUUUUUUUUUUUUUAAAUCAUGGUUUUUUAUUUUAUUUCCAAUCAAGUGUUUUGUAUAUAAUAAUAAUACAGCAAUGUUGCUGAUAACGAAAACCUGAUAAAUCAUAAAAAUAAAUAUAUAUAUAUAAUUUAAUUAAAUUAAAUACCAGUGUGUCGCUGGUUUAUAAAGGAAAAUAAAUAAAAAAUAAUAAUGAUAAAUAAAAUAAUAUGGGUGAUAUCUGUUACUUGGGUAUGAUUGCCAAUUUGAUAGCUCUUUUAUAAACGUAAAAUGAAAUUAAAAAAAAAAAUUAUAAAUGUAAAUAGAUACCGUAAUUGCUGAAAAUUAAUGAAAAAAAAAUAAUACAUAAAAAUUUAGGUGAAAAAAAUUGUUGCUGAUUUUUUUUUUCUUAAAAAAAAAAUUCUCAGUUUUAUUGUUUGUAUUAUUUUUGGAAUGAUUUAAUAUUAUUCAACUCAUAGGAUUUUUUUUUUUUUGAUAACGACAAAAUAAAUUUUUUAAAAAUUCAAAUUUUACAAUAAAAAAAUCAAAAUAAAAAAUAAUAGAAACUUUUUUUAGCUGGAAAUUAUGUAAACGAGUAUGUACUUUUUUUUUUUUGACUCAAUUUAUCAUUUUUUUUUUAUUCUGGGUCAAGUUAAAAGUCAUGGCUAAAGUAAUUUAUCUCAAAUCGAACAAAUAGAUACCCUGUUUGUAUACAGAAUGUUUUUUAUAUAUAAAAAAAUAAUAAUAAUAAAUAAUAAUAAUAAAAACAAAUAUAUAAAAUAGACAGUUGUGUUUCUUGAUGAAAAAAAAAAAUCAUAAAAAUAUUAAACACAAGUGGCAUCAUAAUCAUGAAACAGUUCCGCAAGUGAACCGACGAUUUUUUGUUGCUUAGAAUUAGAUAAACAUAAUUAAUAAAUAAAAAAAAAAGGAAUAAUAAUUAAAGAUUGUUUUCCUGGUGAAGCAACAACAAAAAUAAAAAAUAAAAAUCACGUUAGGUAGGAUAUUGAAUAAUAAGAAAAAUUUGAUUAUCAAUUUUUUAAAAAAACUUAUUUUCACGAUCAAAUUAUACAUUUUUAUUUUUUUUUAAUCAAUCAAUUGAUAUUUGUUUAUUUACUUCUUGAAAUAAAAUUUACAAUACAAAAACAAAAAAAUUAUAUAAAGAAAAACCACAAAUUUAUAAAUAAAAAAAUUAAAUUUAUAAUUAGAUUUAUUUAUUAUUUUACAUGUCAAUAUUGUAUAUAUAUAUGGUAAUGCAAUAUGCAAAUUUGUUGUAAGUAUAUUUUAAUGUCUUAUUAUGUUCAGAAAUAUAUGCUUGGCAAUUUCUAAAUAGUA
Aphidius gifuensis is the source of this 3279-nucleotide messenger RNA. It is a transcript of the gene Vps26, whose product is annotated as vacuolar protein sorting-associated protein 26B-like. The transcript has 6 exons. NCBI's taxonomy places the organism in Eukaryota, Metazoa, Arthropoda, Insecta, Hymenoptera, Braconidae. Bases 706 to 1833 code for a protein of 375 amino acids. Gene Ontology annotation, cellular component: endosome; retromer complex. The record is from RefSeq and is a predicted model, not a curated record. Gene Ontology annotation, biological process: retrograde transport, endosome to Golgi; intracellular protein transport.